UCGUUGGAUACGCUAAACUUUCACAAGCAAUCUGAAGCGAUGGCAAUUAGAGGUUGUAGUGCGGUUCUGGAUAGAGCGGUAGGAGUGCGAGCCUUUUGUACGAUUCGUGGAGCUACGGGGCCAAUCCGCUAUAAUCCGCAGGCGCCUGGGACUGCCAAGCCUACAUUGCGGGAGAGCAGAGAAGACGCAGGGGUUCCAUACUCUCGGCCGCUGCAAAGAUGGAAGCGCGUGUCAAAGACAGACGAGGAUUGCAGUUUGAGGAAACUGCAGGAGCAGAAAAAGUCUUCUGACAGAGACAAAGAGGUGGAAGCUGAGGCGGAAGAUUAUCAGAGUUUUGCAUGUGCUGAAAUACAACGAUUGAAGGCAGAAAUGCAAGCCAGAGACUCAUCAUCACAACGUUCAACGCAAUUCUCUCGUAUGCGUGAGAAGAUUCCCCAUGUUGCGGAGAUAGAAGAGGAUUUGAGUGCCAAAACUUCUCCCAGGAGCAAUGAGUAUGACGAGCAUAACGCAUUCCUUUCUAGGUCCUCAAGAAUGUUGCGUAAUCAAAAAGAAGCAGUAUCAGCCACUGCCGACUUGGAUGGGAUUUCUUUGGUGAAGAAGAAUCAAAUGUUUGAAAAAGUACCUGUUUAUGGAAAUGGCCGGAAGUUUGAAGCUCCUGACUCAGAGCUAUCAAAGAGGAGCAGUGUACCCUUAACUCCAAGGAAGAAAAAGCAGCUUCAAGGCUCAGGACUAUUUUAUGGAGAUGGUCGGAAGUUUGAAGGUCUGCUUUCGGGUGCCAAUGAUCUCUUUGAUGAUUCUCUCAACGCAGCUGAUGACAAUCUCUUCGAAACACCAGAAAUUGUGGUGGACAAAGAAAUCGAGAAGGAGAAGCAAUCAGCCAAAAGUUACGCAUUGCGUUUGCUGGGAAUUGCACCUCAAACCGCACAAAAGUUGAGGCAGAAGCUGAUGGGCAGGAACAUAUCUCCAAGCGUAAUUGAAUCCACAAUUGCUGACCUGCAAAGAUGUGGAUUGCAAAGUGACCUGGAGUAUGCUGAGGCUUUUGCUCGAUCUCGAUGGCGAACAUCCAUUUGGGGACCCCAGCGUCUUAAGCAGGAACUUCGUCAAAGAGGAGUAAGCCCUGAGGACAUUGAAGCGGCCAUUCAGAUGGUCUUUACCACCAGUGAUGAGUUCUUAAACCAAGAUGAUGACUCAGAAGACAACGAAGGACGAUGGGGUAUGACAAAAAGGACAAGUGAUCAUCUCAUGGAGAAGGCUAGGCUACAGUGGGGACGUGGAGAUAGUAUCUCUCCAGAAGCUCGCAAGAGACGUAUGAUAGGCUGGUUGCAGCGACGUGGGUUCAAUUGGUCUAUCACUACAGAGGUUUUGAAGUCCCUGGAGGCUCUAGAUAAACAAAACUGCUAGCUGUUUUAUCUUAGAGUUGAUCAUAAAACACUUGAUAAAACGUACACGUUUACGUUGUACAUACUGCUGCUGCUAAAAAUGCAUUUUUCUGGAUCUCCAAGGCCGAAGGAUGCUCGAAUUUCCUCGUA
Molecule: messenger RNA, 1529 nt
Organism: Physcomitrium patens
Lineage: Eukaryota; Viridiplantae; Streptophyta; Bryopsida; Funariales; Funariaceae
Biological process (GO): regulation of DNA repair
Source: RefSeq, a predicted model, not a curated record